This is a messenger RNA of Silurus meridionalis, 2584 nucleotides long. It is a transcript of the gene rhoca, whose product is annotated as ras homolog family member Ca. Gene Ontology annotation, molecular function: GTPase activity; GTP binding. Gene Ontology annotation, cellular component: neuron projection. Lineage: Eukaryota; Metazoa; Chordata; Actinopteri; Siluriformes; Siluridae. Gene Ontology annotation, biological process: small GTPase-mediated signal transduction. The transcript has 5 exons. The record is from RefSeq and is a predicted model, not a curated record. The coding region runs from base 133 to 714 and encodes 193 amino acids.
CGGGGCCAGUGUUUGUCAGCUUCGUUUCUUAGCAAUAGAACAGAGAUCAGAGAUCUUCAGUAUUCCUCUGCGGUCAAACUCGGGCACAGAGAGGAGGAAUAAUCCUGAACAGCACGAACCAAGAAAUAAGGUAUGGCAGCCAUACGGAAAAAGCUGGUGAUCGUGGGAGACGGAGCAUGUGGAAAGACCUGUCUACUAAUAGUCUUCAGUAAGGAUCAGUUCCCCGAAGUCUACGUGCCCACUGUGUUUGAGAACUACAUUGCUGACAUUGAGGUGGAUGGCAAACAGGUGGAGCUGGCCCUGUGGGACACUGCAGGUCAGGAGGACUAUGACCGCUUGAGACCACUUUCCUACCCAGACACAGAUGUCAUUCUUAUGUGCUUCUCUAUCGACAGUCCUGACAGUUUAGAGAAUAUUCCAGAGAAGUGGACGCCAGAGGUGAAACACUUCUGCCCCAACGUUCCCAUAAUUUUGGUGGGGAAUAAGAAGGACCUGCGCAACGACGACCAUACUCGGAGAGAGCUGGCUAAGAUGAAACAGGAGCCUGUUAAACCCGAGGAAGGCCGCGACAUGGCCAACCGCAUCAGUGCCUUCGGUUACCUGGAGUGCUCGGCCAAGACCAAGGAGGGUGUGAGGGAAGUGUUUGAAAUGGCCACAAGGGCGGCGCUGCAAGUCCGGAAGAGGAAAAAGAGGGGCGGGUGCUUGAUCCUGUGAGAGAUUUGUGGAGUAUCACAGAAGAAUCGCCCAAUGUCUAGAAAUACAUGGCAUUCAACCGCCCACGAAAGAACGUCGGAUUUGUAACCAAACAGCAUCUCUGUACUGUAAUGUACCGUACCAUAUAUAUAUAAUCACAUUUAUGCAUCAAAAGGACUAAGACUGACAGUUAUAAUAGCUGGCACAAAACGUGCCUCAGUUAUCUGAUUUAUUUGCCUGUAACAAGUUGUUACAAAGUGAGAUUUGCACCUGGGUAAGGUAUAACUAUGCUGUAUUAUUUCACACCAUGUGUACAUGUUAAGACACUGCCCUGACCAUAGCUGUUAUUUCUAGAUGUGGCAUCUGAACUUAUUUGCGCAGAUUUAGAAUUAGUAAUUAACGAAGCAUCAGGUCUUAUGCUUCGUGACAGUUUUUUUUUUUUUGUGAAUUUAAAAAUCAAUUUUAGUGUCUUCAAGCUUCUGAGAAAUGUUAAUUGACUUUUUAUUGCUAAUGGGUAUGUUUGCCGACUACAAAUUGAAAUACCGUUCAGUGGUUGGUGCUAUUAUAGUAUGUGACAUUGGUAUAUCACAGUCAGAGAGACAGGCAGGUACAUGUGCACAAAUUCACAUCACGGUGCCGCUAAUUAUAUCUACACUGGAUAUAUAAAGACUGAUUUCUACCAUAGAUGCUGCUCUGAUCUGUGUUUCAGUAACAAGAUUAUAUUAUAUUGUGUUUGACUCGGAUCAGUAUGCAAAUAGGCAGUGUGUAACAAGUCAAACAAACAGGAAAACUCAAAGACUAACAUACGUGUGUGUGUGUUGUGUGUGUGUGUGUGUAUAUAUAUAUAUAUAUAUAUAUAUUAAAUACACACACAUUGGCCAUUCAUAACAUCAGUAUAACAGCCAAACCUAUGCGUUCUAUGAAUGGUUUUUCUGUUUGUUUUAAAAGUGCGCUUUCUACACACUUCCUAUUAACCUCUGUGCCUUCAGUUGCUUUUUGAGUUGGCCAUUUUCACCGCAGGUAAAGCACUGAAUGUAUUAUUGAAAUCGGUAUUAUUAUUAGAAGUGGUGUUCUAACAUGUAGUAUUUGCAUGCCAGUCACAUAGGUUUUGGUCUGUACCGUCAUCUUGGCUUGUAAGGUUAAUGUGUGAUAUACAGCUUUUACUAAGAUCUCGUAUCUAUAGUUUACAUUGCUGCCCCCUUUCAGGUAAUGAUUAAUAAUUAAAAAAAAAAAUCUAACUUACACUUGUCUUAAUGCUUAACAUUGAACUCAUUGCUGUUUGUUUUCCUACACUUUUACUUCAGUAACCUCGAUGAACUGUACAGUGAAUAUUCAAAUUAACAUCUUUAAUAACAAAAUAAUAGGAGAUGGCUCUUCAUUUGUAGCAUCUUAAUCUAGUCGGCUAAAGAAUUGAAAUGUACAAAAGAAGUAUACAGAUGUAUGUGCUAGUGUUCAGAAUUCUGGACUUGCCAGAGAUGUAAGAUGGGACAAUGUAGUGGUCAGUAGUUAAAGGGCACCAUGCAAGUAAUAUAGCACAAAAUAAAGGAGCACAAAAUCUACACUUAAAGUGUGUGUGUGUGUGUGUGUUUCUUUGUUUACAGUCUUAUAGCCUGCAUGUGACAACAUCUGAACACAUUAUAAGGAACAGUAAAAUUAGAGUAAUGUUUGUACGAAGCAAAAUUAAACCGUGUUAAAUAAUUGUUUUUGGAACAAAUCGAUUCUCUACAGUAUAUUUUUCAGGAUUUUAGACAGCAGUGUGGAAAGAAUAUGGAAAAUUUUUAUGUACAAGUGUUUUAUUGCAUUUAUUGCCCAACUAUAACACCACCACAGUGUGUGAACAGAGUAGUCUUUGUUGAGCUUGGAAAAUUUGAAUUAAAGAAAAUUUCUCCAA